This is a messenger RNA of Vanessa atalanta (red admiral), 2710 nucleotides long. Its product is annotated as nuclear pore complex protein Nup93-like. Gene Ontology annotation, biological process: protein import into nucleus; poly(A)+ mRNA export from nucleus. The record is from RefSeq and is a predicted model, not a curated record. Gene Ontology annotation, molecular function: structural constituent of nuclear pore. NCBI's taxonomy places the organism in Eukaryota, Metazoa, Arthropoda, Insecta, Lepidoptera, Nymphalidae. The transcript is spliced from 15 exons. Gene Ontology annotation, cellular component: nuclear pore. Bases 185 to 2647 code for a protein of 820 amino acids.
CUCAAAAAACAAUUCGGUUAAUCGGCGCGUUUAUGAAACUCCCAAACAAAACACCGAGUUAUAUUUUAAAAUAGGGAAUGCUGGUCCUCAUAAAUAAAGUGUCUCAGAUAAACAAGUUUUAAAAUUAUUUUGUUUUAUCAAUUACUUAAUUUGCUGAAACUUCCUGUGCCAUAACCUUCGAAACAUGGCUGACGACGAUUUCAGCAAACUUCUACAGCAGGCAGAACAACUAACAACGGAAAUCGAAGGCAAUGAAGAAUUACCAAGAGUAGAACGGUCCCUAGGACAAGUAUUAGAAGCGUCACAUGAGUUGUAUUCCAGAGUAAUUCAAUCUGGAGCAAAUGAUAUACAGGCACACCUUUUGUUUGGAUCUAAAGGUAUAGAUUUACAACAAAUAUCACAGAAAUUGGAGACUUUAUCUUCAAAAAGAACUUUUGAACCUUUGCAACCUAUAGCAGAUUCGGAUAUUGAAAGUUUUUUAAAAAAUGAAAGAGAAAAUGCUAUAUUGUCACUUAUUGAUGAAGUUAACAAAAAUUCACUACAAACUACUGAAGAUCAAAAAUGGGAACAUAUGUUAUCAGAAUGGACCAAAGAAAAAAUAAAGCUAAUGAAUGCUAUGAUAGGACCAUCUCAGAACUGGCUUGAUUUGAAGCGCACUCCAGAACCUCCCAGUAUUGCGGAUACACCAAAGAAAUUUGGUCAAUCCAUGCUAGAUAACAUUGAGGCUGCUUAUGCAAGACAAGUACAGCAAUAUAAUAAAUUAGUGUUUCAAGGUGCAAAAUCUAGAACUGCUUUACAUCAAAAAUUCUCACAGGUUGCGGAAGAGUUCAAUGAUCCUAAAGUGAAAGAAAUGUGGGAGAUAAUAAAGACAAUGGCUAAUAUACCUGCCCUUGUCAGAGAUGAAGAUCCUCUUAAAGCUAGAGGAAAUACGACAAUUCAACAGUGCCUUAUAUCUCAAGGGAAGAAGUAUUUGGAGAAAAGAUAUAAGCAGUAUAUGAGUGAUGUAGUACGUGCUAACCCCGCAGCAGCCAUGCGAGGGGGCGAACCCGGCACUUUUCCACUUGUACGAGGAUUUGUUGGUCUUCGAUUACAAGGGCAGAACACACAAGGCCUAACAGAUGGUGUGAUUGAGGACCGUCCCCUAUGGCCAAUGGUUUAUUAUUGUCUAAGAAGUGGCGAUGCUACUGCUGCCUUACAUUGUUUGAGAAAAGCUGGUCGAGAUCAUGAAGAAUUUAUUGCUGCCUUGGAAGAACACAUCAAAGGACCUGAAAAAGCACUGAGUGAUAAACUACAGACUGCAAUAAAUUUCCAAUACAGAAUUCAAGUUCGUAAUUCUACAGACCCAUACAAAAGAGCUGUUUAUUGUGUGAUUGGAUGUUGUGACGUAAGUGACGAACAUUCGGAAGUAGCACGGACCGCUGAUGAUUAUCUCUGGCUUAAAUUGUCUGUUAUAAAGUCACGUUCCAACAAUGAAUCUGAAUCAUUUUCAUACUCAGAUUUACAAAAAAUGAUAUUAGAAGAUUAUGGUGAAACUCAUUAUCACGCAUAUGAAAAGCCUCUGGUGUACUUCCAAGUUCUGACUCUGACUGGUCAGUUUGAACCUGCAAUAGAAUUUCUGUCGCGGAUACCAAGAUAUCAAGUUCAUGGGGUCCAUAUGGCACUAGCACUUCACGACGUCUACAUGCUGGGCACGCCACGUAAUGUCCAAGCACCUUUAUUAUCUGUGGACACGGAUGAUCCCAUUCCCCUCAGGCGGUUGAACUUAGCAAGACUAAUACUACUAUAUGUGAGGAAAUUCGAAUUGUCCGACCCGUCGGAUGCUUUGCAUUAUUACUUCUUUUUAAGAAAUCUUAAAGACCCCAGUGGAAAGAAUUUGUUCAUGUGUUGCUGCACCGAUCUAGCGCUAGAGAGUCGCGACUACGAUUUAUUAUUCGGUGUGAUGGAUAACAUGACUGGUAUGCGAAGCUCAGGUUUACUGGACCAGUUCAAUAAUCCUCAUAUAGAUAGUAAGGUUAUCGCAUUGAACUUAGCCGAGCAGCUUGUGAACAAAGGUCUCUUCGAAGAUGCUAUCAUGGUCUAUGACAUCGCCGGGAAUUUAGAAAAAGUCCUGGAACUAUUCUGCGUGCUGCUGGCGCAAGUGGUGAACAGCGGCAGCGACGCGGGCGGGCUGCGCGCGCGGCUGGCGGCGCUGGCCGAGCGCGUGUCGCGCCGCCUGCGCGCGCCCGACGUGGCGCCGCCGCCCGCCGCGCUGCUCGAGGCCUACACCAAGCUCUGCAAGCUCAUGACCUUCUUCGAUCAGUUCCACAGCGAGAACUACGAGGGGGCCCUCGAGACGGUGCGGUCGUGCGAGCUGGUGCCGCUGAGUGCGAGUGAGGUGGAGGCGCGCGUGUGCGGCGCGCGCAGUGCUCGCGGCGAGCUUCUGCGCGCGCUGCCCGCGCUGUUGCGGGCGCUGUGCCACAUCCUCAUCGCGCAGCGGCAGAAGCUGCGCGCCGCGCAGUCCGCGCUGCCCGCACAAACCGCAAACAAGCAACUGGAGUGGUUGAGAGAACAAGCAGAAGUUCUCAAUACAUUUGCUGGCAACAUAGCUUACAGAAUGCCUGGAGACACUUACAGCCAACUAGCUCAGAUGCAGAUUCUCAUGCAUUGAUGUUCCUCUUACUGUAAUAGUGAUUUAACUUUAUAAAUUAAAAAUAAAAUAAUAUGAACCCUU